GGCUUUAGGAUUUGGGACCAACGGGCUAGCAACCACCGUGGUUGCUAUUCUUUCCCAUGGGGCUCGUCCACAUAGAGUCUACCUCCUUAGCUCCAUGGCAAUGGUCAGUAUAAUUGUGUGUGCAAUCGCAUUCCAACAGGGUGAUGGCAGUAUUAACACCCCCCUUUUCAAGAUCUAUCUCACGCUCGUCACCGGCCUCGUCACAAUCACCCCCUUUUCCUUCAUUUACUUGAGGUUGGAAGAUAACAGCCGCAUGGCACGCUUCUUCACAGCCUACCUAGGAACGAGUCUAGGCUCUUGGACGCCUCCGUUCUAACUCGAUAGGCACAGGUACGGUGGUUUCGUCCUGACCGGCCUUGCCUUGUCAUACAUCCUUCCCCGGGACAGUCGUAUAUUCCCAGUCUACUUCAAGUUGUCAACUAUUAUCAGGUAUUUUCUG
This is a messenger RNA of Chaetomium fimeti, 439 nucleotides long. RefSeq lists its product as uncharacterized. The transcript has a single exon. Bases 95 to 316 code for a protein of 73 amino acids. NCBI's taxonomy places the organism in Eukaryota, Fungi, Ascomycota, Sordariomycetes, Sordariales, Chaetomiaceae. The record is from RefSeq and is a predicted model, not a curated record.